GGAAUGGUAGAGUUGUCUCGAGCGACAACAAUUUUAGAUGAUGAAGAGCCUGUGAUGUUGCUGAAACAGCUCUUCCUCUGGUUUUGAUAUUCUAGGACGAGGUAUUACUUAUCUCACGACAGCGAUCGUUUCCUGGUUCUCCUACUGUCACUCAGAUGCAUGGCCGCCAAAGUGAUGGUGAAGAAAACAAAGCGUAAGCGAAAGCCGGCGCAUAAAAAGAAGGUUUCUGGAGCGACCUGCGGCUCCAAGAUGAACUCGACCGGAUAUUACACUACACGGAAGCUAUUUUUUUUCCUGCGCAAAAGACGGCAUUGUAGGCGUUAUUUUCCCCGUAUUCAAAAUAAAACUUCAUCCGUGAAAAAGAAAAUGAAUAGUAAAAAAGCACGACCGGUGCGAAAACGAACUCUCCGAGCGAUAAAUAAAAUGAGGCCGUUCUUAAUGAGGAGAGCAGCUAGCGGAGUGCUGAGGGCAUCGUCUUCCACCUUCAUGGUGGUCGCUGACGAUCUUCCGGCGGCGCAAAUAAAGCCUCCACUGUUGAAAAAUUCGCUAGCCUGCUGUUUGAAGCGAGGGCCCAGCUUUGUAAGGACGACCAGUAUCAUCUGUACGACUACGACGACUUGUUCUGAGUUGUCUGCCCCGGUUGUUGAUGCAUAUCAAACAAGCCCUAAAAAUGAUGCGCCCGUACAAAAUCAGAUGAGCAAUAGUCCCCUGUCGUCAGCCUCCGGUUCCUCGUCUGCGGUAGCGGCCGCGUUGGCACCAUCAGCACACGACCAUACUCGUCGGGAGCCCCCACGACGAGGACCGGCAACAGGAGCGAGCGGCGCGCAAUCCCCUUCCCCGCGGUCUGUUGAGCCUUCAACAUCGUCGCUUGGUGCUGUGAAAAACGGCACGCGCCAGAUGGGCACGACAAAUAACAACCAAAGUCGCGACAACAAGAAGAUUCCGCCAGACGACCUCGAGGCGGUAGUUUUUUUUUGUGUUGAGAAUUGGCUACAACGAUCCACGUGUUUUAUCUGCAGCACAAAGAACAAACAGCUCGACGUCGACAUGCGCAGUGCUUUUAGGGCUCUCUUUUUGUUCAUAUGAUACUACAAUACAUUUUCUUAUUCUUACUUAGUACUCACGAUGGGUUCUUAAUUUUGUGCUAGGACAUGUUCAACAUAUUAAUUUUAUUUUUUUCAGGUUCAGCAGCUGGUGCAGCGUCAGUUCCAGCACCUGCCACGCAUUCUCGCCGAGCUACAGGAGCACGGCGCGAAACGCUCACACUGGGCCUGGUGGGCGUGGUAUGCAAAUUGCAAAAUCAGGAGUAUCGCACGAGUAGUAGUUGUACUGUAUUGCAUGAUGAUUACUAAAAAUGGAAUUUGCCAUGCAGAAUCAGGUCAGCGAGGAGAUUUGUUAUACAUGGCAGCAAAAGCAAUUAGUUUUCUUUUCCUUUUACUACGACCACGCACGGGCUCGGGCAACUUCGUAGCCACGACCGCGAUAAUACUUUUGCACACGAUAUUUGGCCGACCGACAAAGAGGGGAAUGCGGAACCCGGUGCCCCGACCCGCGUGACAGAAGAGACAGCCAGGAUACUUUGCGGGGAACACCCACUGAUUCAGAACGCCGCGGGCGACUUACCGGAGGAACAGCAAAUACGGAUCCAGAACUGGCGCACGGUGUUGGAGCUAAUUGCCGAAUUGCAAGAGAAGGCCGUGCCACUUCCACCAGGAGGAAAAACUCUUCCAGGAGGGCAGAAUCUUAAUACAAUCAAGGCGACGUCGCGCGUCAUUCCGGGUAUUGACCACGGAAGAAUUCACUUUUUCAACGAAUUUUGGGCAAACCAUCCAGAUUGUCCACCGUGGCUGCUGGAUGUGAUCACGCGGUAUCGUCGGUACGACUGGGGGCGAUAAGUUGUUUUUCAAUUGAAAUUGUACGUGACUAACAAGGGUUCAAGUUGCAUUUGCCACGACCGCGACGACUUACACUGACUUACUCCUACACAUUGCGCUAGACUUAGACACGUGCAGCUGCAGUUGAGCUCUGUAUUGUAGGAUGAUUUGGCGCUUUAUUUUUCUUCAUGUUUGCCCUCCCACGUUGUAAGCGCAAAUGGAUCGAUCCUUGUGUCCUAGUUUGUAAAGCAGUCAUCUUCAAAUGACAAUCUGUGAAAAUCAUGUCGAUCACCAUAAAGAUGCCCAGCGCGGCAACUACAGGCAGCUGCACCUUUCGAGGAGAGCGAU
Messenger RNA from Amoebophrya sp. A120, 2222 nucleotides. NCBI's taxonomy places the organism in Eukaryota, Dinophyceae, Syndiniales, Amoebophryaceae. The record is from the annotation of a GenBank genome assembly.